Messenger RNA from Pangasianodon hypophthalmus (striped catfish), 3146 nucleotides. RefSeq lists its product as uncharacterized. Bases 1720 to 2691 code for a protein of 323 amino acids. The record is from RefSeq and is a predicted model, not a curated record. The transcript is spliced from 2 exons. Lineage: Eukaryota; Metazoa; Chordata; Actinopteri; Siluriformes; Pangasiidae.
UAAGUAGGUGCGUGUGUGUGUGUGUGUGUGCAGGGAAGUCACAACACCGUGACGGACUCUGAAUAUAUGUGACAGUGAAUAAUUGUUAGCCUUUACCCAGAAUGGUAGGGAGGUGGAGAUGAUUCCAAGAUCCUUGAAUCCCUGAUUACACCAUAGAGAGCAAAUAUUGUCCAGGAGAAUGAAAUACGCCUGGAGUAGAAGGACAUCACCCUGUCUAGAAGUCCUAAAUAUAUAAUGGCACUCCUGACGUUCACCCUCCAGGGUUGGUGUGACCAAGUGGAUUUAUAACGGUGGCUGAAAUUCUUUUGACCCUGGCACCUAACGUUGGGUGGUAGUGUUGCCUCGUUGUAUUUUGGUCCAUUGGGCCACCUUCAUGCUCAGCUUGCCAAAACUGGGCCAACAAUUUGAUUACAGGGCCGGCAGACUUUCAGCAAAAUUCACUUUCCAAGUGUUGGGCCAAAAUCAGCCAGACACGGUCCAGAUAGCAAAGUAAUGCUGACCCAGUGUUGGCACAGCACUGUAUAAGGAGAGCAAACAUAGCUAUUCAAAAUAAUACUUUUGGCCAAAGUUAGUUUGCUACAUCGGUCGCUAGUGGGUGCCCAGAUAUCAGACUGAUGUUGGCCCAAUAUCUGUUUUGAGUGACUCUAUAUAGGCCCUCCCCGUACAGCACUGUCCCAGCAUAGGGCCAAGGUGGAUUUAAAGGUGUCUGAAAGUGGUGGCCAUUAUAAUUAGUGGCCUAAUGGACAAAACCGACCCCAUGGUGGCCAUCAACUUUGCGUGAUGUUGGCACAAGGGACAGAAUUAUGAUGGGCCACCACAUGGUCCAGUGUCUGUUCAGGACCUGGGAGGGAAGGUGAUAUUGUAAAAUUUAGAGGAUAGAAAGAAAAAUGGAUGAAAUGGACACAUUUGUAAAUUCUCAUCACUCAUCAGCAUUGAUCAGAAAUCAUUUAGAGCUUGAGAACGAUGCUACUAAUCAGAAAUCACUGCCAGGGUUUAACCUACUGUUUCCAUUCUAGUGCUAAUAAUUACUAGGCGUUUCACCUGAGUGGCGCUGUAUCUGCGCAGAAUGAAGUACAUAUACAAAUAGGAAAAGCAGAAAUUAACUACGUUAAGCGUAUAAAUAUGUCGUUCAGAACAGAUACGGAUACGUGUCCGAUGUUUGACGUGAAACAGACCUAUGAAUAAAGUAACAUGCGAGUUGAAAUUUAGCGCAUUUUCGCAGAAAUUUUUACAGACUGCGUUUCUUGAACGCAUCCUUGACGUCCACGCAGGCGUCUGUACAGAUUGGAGCUGGUUAUCAGUUUUGGCGCUAGCACACAGGGUAGAUUAGCAAGCUUUAUUGUUCGGUUUUGGUGCUACUGGUAUAACCAGAAUUUAACACAUAUACCAGAAAUCACAUCCCAGAAUCUCAAGCCGAGGUUUUAAAGCUGAAGGACGGUGCUGUUCGAUUAAAAGCCACGAAGGCAGUUGAUUGACAGUUGGAGGGAACACCCUCAUUCUGUAUUCGCUUACACUCAGGACAUGAUCCAGCUUGAGUGAGCAGCUCAUGGCUGUUCCAAAAGGCCGAUUCUGCCUCCUCAGUGUUUGAAGAGUCGCUGGUUGCUGUAAAAGUAGCCGGAUUGUCUGCUUUAUCUACACGGUAAAGAUCAAGAGGUGGAAUUUUAUUGGUCUGGUUUGGACCGUCUGAGGAAGUUCGGAAACGUAUCGCAUCGAAACGCAAUGCCACGCUCCAAAGAAAUUUCCGAAGACAUCCGCAGAAAAGUGGUUGAGGCUCAUGAGUCCGGAAAAGGCUACAAACUGAUUUCCAAAGCUAUAGGACUCCCCAAGACGACCAUCAGAGCCAUCCUGCGGAAAUGGAAAAGGUUCGGGACGGUCGUGACCCUACCCAGGAGCGGCCGGCCUUCCAAAAUCUCUCCGAGAGCAAGGCGGGAAAUAAUCCGUGAGGUCAUGAAGAACCCCUGCACGACUUCGAAGGACCUUCAGGCCACGCUCGCCUCGUCGAACAUCUGCGUCCACCAGUCCACCAUUAGGAGGAUACUGGGAAUACAUGGAAGACCGACUCUGAGCUCGUUUGAAGGUAGCAUGGCGUUGCAAACGUCCAGUCAGGAGGAGGAAGGCAUGCUCGAUGCUUCAGGUGGGUCGAGCCGGGAUAUAAAGAACGACGAGGAGCGGCAGGUGUUAAAAAACUCGAACACUAAUUCCGAUAACGGUAGCAAAGAUAACGCUAAAUGCCCUGAUAAUAACAAGGAAGGUGCUGGACAUGACAAGAGUCACGGUGACGGGGAGAAAACGUCGACAAACGUUAACAGAGAUGACGAGAAUGAGAACCGUGAUGACGAAACGCCAUCAGCGGUUGUUAAUGGUGCCGGUGGUGGGGACGUGGAGACAAACUCGACCAACCAUAAUGGAGACAGAGGUGGUGAGAGUGAGAAGUGUGACGAUGGAGGCCAUGGCGCUGAGACAGCAUCGACAAGCCCUAACAGCGGUGGUGGAGCUGACGAGAAUAAGAAGCGUGAUGUUGAGACGGCAGUUGUCGAUAUCGGUCGAAGCGGUGACGCCGAUGACGUGAAUCGACGCGACGCCGGUUACGCCGCCGGCCGUGACGUCAGCAGUGCCUACAGUAAUAAUAACAAUAAUGGUGGAAAUUGGAGUGAGGAAAUGGAUUACAUUAGUACGUUAACGUUUUCUUGAACAAGCACCUAGGCUAGCUGGCAGGCCUAAUUCGAAGUGCAUGUAACCUUCAUGGUGAGGACGAUCACCAAAAAUUAGAAAUGCCCAAGAGACGGGAGGAAAGGGGUCACCUGUAGUAGGGUCCAAAAUCAAAAAUAUAUAUGUUGUAGAAAAUUUUACUCAGUUGAUACUCAUUAUUAUUAUUAUUAUUAUUAUUAUUAUUAUUAUUAUUCAUUGUGUAAAACUGAGUCAGAUCCAUUUUUAGUCCGUUUUUCAUUUUCAUUCCUUUGAAUCUAGAACACUUUUUUUUUUGUACUAGCGAAUAAUGGAGUCUUGUUUCAGAAAUAUUAUUAAAACUUUUUUACAUAAAGUAAAGAAACACAAGUUGCUGGAAGCAGACUCAGAUUUUUGGACCCUAUUGUAUUCCAUCCUGGCAUUUCAGACAAUCCUGAGACAAAAGUAAAUAUUUAAUGUGA